UUUGUUUAUGAUGUUAGCACUCACUUACGUGUUUUUUAGUGACUUAUUCUUGUUUACAGUAUUUUCGUUAUAUUGGGACACCCCUCUUGCCUCUGAGAAUGGUACAGUCCGUUGAACUUGCGCAGGAAAACGACACGGGGGUCAGGAGGAGGAGCUGGAGCAGCAGCUAUGGGAAACAUCGGUCCAGCUCCAUGUCGUUGCCACACAUAUGUCCCGGUAUGAAGGAGAGUUAACGUAACAUCCGGCCGUGUUUACGUAGCAUCAGCGCCGAUGUAGCAGUGUGCUCAUCCAAAUACAGGUGAGAUGUUAGUCAAUUAUCAGCAGACUUAUUACUGGUUAAAGGUGAUCAUGUGAUGACGCUGCGAGUUAAAACAAUGACAUAAACACAAGUAAAAAAACAGCCUGGCUUUAUAUUUGUGUUAGAACUGAAUCCCCACGUCUUUGCUGAGUCCUUGUCACGGGUUACAUUAGGACAAGGUGUAAAUAAUGGACAAUGGCUGAGUUCCAUUUAGCUUUCUCUGUGCCCUCACAACUUGAACUAAACAGUGCAAUCUUUAAAGGUCACAUGAACAGAAAAAAAUCAUUUGAUUUUUGAAUCUUUAAAUCAGCCUUUUGUAGGAAUUCAAUGUAAGAACCUUGCUUUAUGGAGCUCUCCAUCGUGUGUCGCAGCCUGGAUGUACAAACUAGCCAAAGCACGAGAUUCCUCCUUUGCAAACCCAUAUGAAGACAAGCUUUCUGGAAUAAUAAUUUGCUAUUUGCUACACAUUCACAGACACUGGAUAUCUAACGAUCACAAGAAGACGUAAUGCAUGAUAUUUGUUGCAGAGUUUUAUAAAGGGACAACAAAGACUGAAAUUCUUACACUUAUACUGAAAUAAAUGUUAUUCAGUGAUGAACAAUCACUGUUCAUAUCAAGUCUCAAGGAAAAAAAGAAUCAGCUCCUGGCCUGCAGUAAUAGGAGACAGCCAUCACUUCAGCAUCACAGUGGACCUCAAUUUGUCCUCUCACCGUGACACACGUGGCUCUUCAAUGCCAAAUACAUCAGAAGUUCAGGGGCCGACCUUGUCUGGGCCAGCAGAGCCCUCGGCACUGCAGAGGUCCACUGAUGGGGAUGACGACCGUGGCCUGAUCAGCUCCCUGACGCGGGAUGCUGCCAGAGCGAGGAGAGCUUCCAGUGCCGAGCUCCACCUGCCUUGGACCUGCCCGGUCACUCACUCCAGAGAGAAGUUUUACACGGUCUGCUCCGAUUACGCUCUCGUCGACCAGGCUGCUGCGGUGUACCGUCCUGUGAGCACAGCCGGGGAUGUGGUCCCGAGCAAGCAGGGCGAUGGUCCUCACCUGGUGAAGCCCAAGUCCUCAGCUGACUACAGUCAGCCUGGAGGAGCCCAUGUUGGAUCAGACGGGGAUUGUGACAUGGAAGAGUUGCCCUCUGGCAACAAGAAGCCCAUUUUGGCCUGGGAGAUUGACACAACGGACUUCAACGCUGUACUUACGAGAAAAAUAAGAACAAGCAAUGUGAAGAAAUGCGGCUCGAAGAAGAUGAAGUCGUCCAGAAAUCUGCAGGACGUCUCUCCUCACGUGUCCCAGGAGGAGAUCAAACAGCGAAAGGUGUUCGACCUCAGAAGAUGGUACUGCAUCAGUCGGCCUCAGUACAAAACCUCAUGUGGAAUAUCUUCUUUGAUCUCCUGCUGGAACUUCCUCUACAGCACUCUGGGUGCAGGAAGUCUUCCACCACUCUCUCAGGAAGAAGCUCUGCACAUUCUGGGCUUUCAGCCACCGUUUGAAGAAAUCAAGUUUGGUCCUUUCACAGGAAACGCCACUCUAAUGCGGUGGUUCAGACAGAUCAAUGACCAUUUCCGAGUGCGAGGCUGCUCCUACAUUCUGUACAAACCUCAUGGGAAACACAAGACGGCAGGUGAAACAGCUGAAGGAGCGCUCACAAAACUGACCCAGGGGCUGAAGGAUGAGUCCAUGGCCUACAUUUACCACUGCCAGAACCACUACUUCUGCCCAGUGGGAUUCGAGGCUACGCCGCUCAAAGCAGCAAAGGCUUACAGGGGCCAUCUCCCUACAAAUGACAUGGAACACUGGAUCCUAAUCGGGGAGCCCAGUAGGAAACAUCCAGCAAUUCACUGUAAAAAGUGGGUGGACAUUGUGACUGACCUCAACACACAGAAUCCAGAAUACUUGGACAUCCGUCACUCAGAGCGGGGGAUCCAGCGCCGCAAAACCAAAAAGGUGGGCGGUAACCUGCACUGCAUCAUGGCCUUCCAGAGGGUGAACUGGCAGAAGCUCGGCCCCUGGGCUCUGAAUCUGGAGAACCUGCGCCACGAGUUCCACCACUCCAGCGUGGAGCGAACCCACGGUCACACCUCAGAGGAGACGGAGGAGAGGACGCCCAGCAAGCGCCAGUCGCACCUGGGACGCUCGCACAGUAUGGGCAGUCAGAAAGACACGAGCUGGAAACGCCUGUCCAACACGACAGAGUUCAGACAGAAGGGCUGUCCUGACAGCGACCUCGAAGAAGACAUCACAGACUGAACAGGUUUAACAGAACACACAGAGAGGGGAGGACAAAAUAACACAGUUCAGUAGCCUUAAGAGUUUAAGUCUGGACUUAUGUGUUUGUGUUUUACUGUCAGCAAACUUCAAAAAAAGACCAAAGCAAACACAGUGUUAGUUAAUCUGUCAGCUGUAAAUGACUUUUGGACAACAAAUGAUUAUAUGGCUUCUUAGGGCGUAUCAAUAAAUCCACAAUGUAUCAAUAUAAAAGGAUAUUAAUGCAGCUUAAAUAAUUGUAUAAUAAAAUGGAAUUUAUUAGGAGACUACUUUCAGCAGAGGAUGAAUGCUCAGUUAGUGUUUGAGUGAGUUCCCCCUAUGGCUUAAUGGGGAUACAAUCAUAAUUCAGCCUUUUAUAGUAGGACAAAUUCAAUGUUUGCUCUGGUCUUUCUAUGGGAGUUGUUAAUAAGAACAAAUAUGAUAAUAUCUCCAGACUUCUCCUUAAGUCUUUCAGAAAUAAUGUGAUUUUACGUAGCUGUUAUUUUGAGUAUUGAUGCCGCAUUCUAACAACGUCCUAUAACCGACUGAUGCACCAGCAACUUCAUUUAAAUCACAGCAACACAGGCAGCUACACAAGGAGUACAAGGCGCCACCUUGUGGGCAAAUGGAGGACUGUCGUCAUUUGGAUUGUUUGGAACGUCAGUUGAAGAUGAACUGGAAAUAGAAUAAUGAAAAUGG
This is a messenger RNA of Solea senegalensis (Senegalese sole), 3237 nucleotides long. Its product is annotated as basic immunoglobulin-like variable motif-containing protein. NCBI's taxonomy places the organism in Eukaryota, Metazoa, Chordata, Actinopteri, Pleuronectiformes, Soleidae. The transcript is spliced from 11 exons. Gene Ontology annotation, molecular function: DNA endonuclease activity; single-stranded DNA binding. The record is from RefSeq and is a predicted model, not a curated record. The coding region runs from base 892 to 2541 and encodes 549 amino acids. Gene Ontology annotation, biological process: nucleotide-excision repair. Gene Ontology annotation, cellular component: nucleus.